UAUACAAAGUAGUUCCAUGGUAACCGUGCACCUCGCCUACGAACACGGGCACACUGGUUUACUAUCGCAUACUCUGAAUAUAUUACAAGGUCAAAGAAGAAUAAUAAGACGCUGGCUGUGGGUUUUUCAUAACCUCGUUGUUGUUUUUUCGCCUUGUCGUGGCGGAUGAAUCUGCAAGUGAAGUUCCCUGAUUAUGAUCUGGGCGAACAGCAACAUUGGAGCCUGUUGCGCACACGUGUAGCGGAGUUUAUUCCUAUCAUCAAUAAUAAUAAGGAUUCAUUGUUGAACCCAAGUUAUUAACACAUUUCUUGCGUUCGGGCUUUUUUUCCCCCAACCCGCUGCACGAAUCGAGAGGAACGGUACCCCCCAACCUGGUCGUCCGAGAAGAGUCGGGGUACAACAGCAGAGUUUCCCCGGUCAGUCUGCAGGCUGGUGAUCCCCAGUUAGCUGCAGCGUUAAUUCCUUUCAUUCCUCGGACUGCUUGUGCGGUCCUCUGGGACUGGACCAUGUUUAAAAACACGUUUCAGAGCGGUUUCCUGUCGAUACUGUACAGCGUGGGUAGCAAGCCUUUGCAGAUAUGGGACAAGAAGGUCCGAAAUGGCCACAUAAAGAGAAUCACAGACAACGAUAUCCAGUCGUUAGUCCUGGAGAUUGAGGGGACCAAUGUCAGUACGACGUACAUCACCUGCCCAGCAGAUCCCAAGAAGACGCUGGGCAUCAAGCUGCCCUUCCUGGUGAUGAUCAUAAAGAACUUAAAGAAGUACUUCACUUUUGAGGUCCAGGUUCUGGAUGACAAGAACGUGCGGCGGCGUUUCCGGGCCAGUAACUACCAGAGCACCACGCGGGUCAAGCCCUUCAUCUGCACUAUGCCCAUGCGACUGGACGACGGCUGGAACCAGGUUCAGUUCAACCUGUCUGAUUUCACCCGCCGCGCCUACGGCACCAACUACAUUGAGACCCUGCGCGUGCAGAUUCACGCCAACUGUCGGACCCGGAGAGUUUAUUUCUCUGACAGACUCUACUCUGAAGACGAGCUUCCAGCGGAGUUCAAGCUCUAUCUCCCAGUGCAGAGCAAGGCGAAGCACUGACUGAUUGACCUGGACCUGCUGAAGAACCUCGCCUGAGGGCACCGGGAGCACGGUUCACACUGCACUCUCUUUCUUACGUGUACAAAUAUGUGUAUUUAAAAAGAUGUAAAGUUG
Molecule: messenger RNA, 1202 nt
Organism: Lepisosteus oculatus (spotted gar)
Lineage: Eukaryota; Metazoa; Chordata; Actinopteri; Semionotiformes; Lepisosteidae
Product: cilia- and flagella-associated protein 20-like
Biological process (GO): positive regulation of cell motility; cilium assembly; regulation of cilium beat frequency involved in ciliary motility
Cellular component (GO): ciliary basal body; motile cilium
Source: RefSeq, a predicted model, not a curated record